Molecule: messenger RNA, 2831 nt
Organism: Myotis davidii
Lineage: Eukaryota; Metazoa; Chordata; Mammalia; Chiroptera; Vespertilionidae
Product: ankyrin repeat and sterile alpha motif domain-containing protein 1B-like
Exons: 10
Coding region: 208-1083 (291 amino acids)
Cellular component (GO): cytosol
Source: RefSeq, a predicted model, not a curated record
CAGGUUUUAAAAAUCAGUUUGAUUGGCCACAGGAAACGUAUUUUGGCGUCGCUGGGAGACAGGCUGCACGAGGACCCGCCCCAGAAGCCCCCUCGCUCCAUCACCCUCAGGGAACCCAGUGGUAAUCACACUCCUCCUCAGUUGUCUCCAUCACUUAGCCAAAGCACUUACACCACUGGUGGCUCCCUAGACGUUCCUCACAUUAUCAUGCAGGGCGAUGCAAGGAGGAGAAGAAAUGAAAACUACUUUGAUGAUAUUCCCCGAUCAAAACUGGAGAGGCAGAUGGCCCAGCAGUCGUCUGUCUGUGAGAUAUGGACGAAUCAGAACGCUGGAUUCCCUUUCUCAGCCAUCCAUCAGGUCCAUAAUACAGGAGACUGGGGAGAACCUUCCAUUACCUUGCGCCCUCCAAAUGAAGCUACGGCCUCAACUCCAGUUCAGUAUUGGCAGCACCACCCAGAAAAGCUCAUCUUCCAGUCGUGUGAUUACAAAGCUUUUUAUUUAGGUUCUAUGCUGAUUAAAGAGCUCAGGGGGACAGAAUCAACCCAAGAUGCUUGUGCAAAAAUGCGGGCUAACUGUCAGAAGUCCACCGAGCAAAUGAAGAAGGUCCCUACUAUUAUUCUUUCAGUCUCAUAUAAAGGAGUCAAAUUUAUUGAUGCAACAAAUAAGAACAUAAUUGCUGAGCAUGAAAUUCGUAACAUCUCCUGUGCCGCCCAGGACCCGGAAGACCUCUCCACGUUUGCUUACAUCACAAAAGAUUUGAAGUCCAAUCACCACUAUUGUCACGUGUUUACCGCCUUCGAUGUGAACUUAGCCUACGAAAUCAUCCUGACGCUGGGACAGGCCUUUGAAGUGGCUUACCAGCUCGCACUGCAGGCCAGGAAAGGGGGCCAUUCCUCCACGCUCCCAGAAAGCUUUGAAAACAAACCCUCCAAGCCCAUCCCCAAGCCCCGCGUCAGCAUCCGCAAGUCCGUGCAGAUCGACCCUUCUGAGCAAAAGACGCUGGCCAACCUGCCGUGGAUUGUGGAGCCUGGACAAGAAGCCAAGAGGGGGAUUAAUACCAAGUAUGAGACCACGAUUUUCUGAUACUCACCGUCCUCCCGCCCUCGUGGUGCCUUGCACGCCGAGCAGCCCGGAGCAGGCUUCCCUUCCCGCCUCCGUUCCCACCCAGCCCAGGAGGGAGACCGCUCUGUUUGUGUGGCCUUGUCACAGGCGAAAGGCCACUGGCCAUUCCUGGGGACGUUCUUUCUGCACCAGUGACAGAAAGUGCAGCCGAAACCCUGAGAGGCACGAGCUGAGAUUUCCGCGGGCUCCCGACUCCCCUCCCUGUCACCACCCAAGGUAUUUCCAAUGACUUGGCCCCCACACUUGCUUUGCUGUCGUUGGGGAUAAACAUCUUUUUAAAAAAGUGCAGGGGAUCUCUAAUACUGCCUAAAAGUAUAAAAAUCUUGCGUUUUUCACUGUCCACAGUUUUAAAGGUAGAAUCAGAACAGAACAGCCCCCACAAAGCAUCUGUAAAAUCAUUCUAUCACUGAGCAUCAUUUCAUGCAACAAAAAACCACCCUCCAUAGUGGCCAGGAAACCCUGCCUCCCAAUUUCUAUAUUUGUGGUUUUUUAUGUCAUCAACUAUGUCAGCUAAAGAAAACCUUCACAUCUACGAACUGAUUCAAAUUUACGAAUGAUUUAACGCAGAGAAAUUUAUUAUGCACAGGAAAAUGUGUCUUGUAUUCAAUAUUUUUACUAAAAAGAUGUUUCAUUAAUGCAUUGAUAAGCAAACGAGGUUAGUUGUGAGGGAUGUUUCCAGUUUCGUUCGUUUCAAGUAACUAAAUCUCGACUGCUACGAUCAAGAAGGUAGGCUGAGCAUGGGAAGGUCCUGGGACUCUCCCCGGGGCAGGAGAUUCGGGCAAGCAGACGGGGCUCCCACCCUAAGUGCUGUCGCAGCCACAAACCUGCAGAGAUUGUUUUUUUAAAUCUUCACAGUGUUUUAAAGAACAUGUUAAAAUAAAAACCUAGGGCUCCUGCUGUCAAGAUUUCUGUCAUGGAAAACUUGUUUGAGAAAGGUGUUAAUAAAAUUCUAUUGCAAAAAUUUGUUUUCUAGAAAAAAUAAAUACAAAAAAAAAGAAGAGAUUCCAAAGUAAUAAAACUCUUUUCUUGACACAGAAAAAUAAUGUUUGCUUACUAUUUGAUUAAAUAAAAUUUACUUACAUUUCAUUAAGCUAUUUUACUUUUUUUAAUGUCUCUGUGGAGUAUUUGUAUGAUAAAUACCAUAAUGUAUAUUUAUGUAGAAUCAAAUUAUAUACAGUACCAAUAUCAUUAUAGAAAAAAAUAACAUUUUAAUGUAUAUUGUUCUAACUGACCAUAUUGUGGAUCAUUUUGAAGUUCACUAUAGAGAUAUUGAUAAAUUGUGGGACUGUCUUAAUGUUGCUUUUUUUAAAAAAAAAUUAACCAAUAUGAUUUUAAACCUGAGAAUAUCAGUUACAUUCAUCAGUUGGUGAGUUUUGGAAGAUAACUACAUUUUAUUUCAAACUGACACAUGUAUAUGGUUUCAGUUCAGUGUGGAAGAAUUUUAAUACAAUAUUAAAUUACUUGAACUGAACAGUUCCUUGUACAUAUUUUGCCUAUUCACUGUCGAUAUGUAUGUAGAAAAUGGAAAGUAAAAUAUCACAUCUAUGGUACCAAAAGGAAACUGUAUAGAAGCAAAGUGAAUAGUAGCUUUGCCGAAACAGAAACAUACGUGUAAAUAUGCUUGGGCUUCCAGUUAUAAAUUUUGUAAUUUUUGUCAUUAUUUAUAUCCUAUAAAAAAGCACACAGAAUAAAAAGGAGAUUGUACAGCC